GAACUUUUCCAGGGAAAGCCUUUCAAUAUGAGCAAAAAUUGGUUUUGUAACAGAGGUCUAUCACCUAUCACACAGCAUCCAAGAGAUGAAGAAAAAGAUAAGACUUCUGAAACAGUGAUUACUGAUUCACGUAAGGUGUCAUCUGUGGUUAAACAAAACAGCGACCACAGUGACUGCAACUCGGUAAUAUCUUCUACAUCCCCCAAGAUAUGCUGUACACCCCCAUCAUCAUCAAUAUCCGGUUUAUCAGAAAAUGUUCAUUGCAGUAACUUGUGCAAGGACUCUGAGUACAACGUUACCUCGAAUAACGAGAGCAUAGUGGAAGAUCCAGACCACCAAAGUGAAUCUAGCUCGUUCAUAUCUCUUACUUCGCCUAAUAUAUGCUGCACACCACCAUCAUCUUCUGUAAUUUCUGAUGCAGAAGAUGAAGAUUAUAGUCCCCACACUAGUGAAGAGGCUGAGGACGAGGAACUGGACAGGAGCGAUGAGGCCAGAGACAACUUACAUUCGGCAAGUGUCAAGAAGAAUGUUACUAUACAUGCAAAAGCUGAAUCAAUUCCCACCGCAGAAUGUGAUCAGUCUGCACCCAGUCAGUCUGGUUCUUCAUCAGUGAAUACUGGACUGUCAGGAAAGAAGAAAAAAGUUACAGUUUUCUGUUGUUUUUGUGAAUGUGAGGUUUUUCAUUUUCCACGUCAUUUGAAAAGAAACCAUACGAAUGAAAUUGAGGUACAAGAAUUUCUAGCUUUACCUGUUUUAAGCCGUAAAAGGCAACAACUGCUUUUUGCUCUAAGGAAAAAGGGUAAAUUUAUCAACUCUACGCCUUUGAGGGGAGAGGGGAUAAAACCUGUUAGAAAAGGUGCGGAAAAAAACGGAAUAUCUUCCAUGCAUCCACUGUAUGGGUUACUAUUCUGCAAAGAACUUAUGGCGUCAUCGCAAACAAUGUGA
This is a messenger RNA of Acanthoscelides obtectus, 945 nucleotides long. The record is from the annotation of a GenBank genome assembly. NCBI's taxonomy places the organism in Eukaryota, Metazoa, Arthropoda, Insecta, Coleoptera, Chrysomelidae.